Molecule: messenger RNA, 1730 nt
Organism: Lingula anatina
Lineage: Eukaryota; Metazoa; Brachiopoda; Lingulata; Lingulida; Lingulidae
Molecular function (GO): protein binding
Source: RefSeq, a predicted model, not a curated record
AUGCACAAAUUUGAAAAAAAAAGGUUUGCUUCAUGUACCAAACUGACCACGCUGGAUCUGGCUGGGAACAGGAUUAAGAGGCUACAGAACAUCAGUCAUCUUGUAAAACUUGAGGAGUUUUGGUUCAAUGACAACCACCUGGAAUCCUGGGAAGACUUGAACCAGCUGACCCCUCUGAAGAACCUGCAGACAGUUUAUCUGGAGAGGAACCCCCUGUGGCGGAGUGCUGAGGACCCCAGAUCACCUGAUCCUAACUACCGCAGGAAGGUCAUGCUCACGUUGCCAUGGUUACAACAGAUAGAUGCGACCUUUGUGAGAUAAAAUUACUCUGGGUUACAUGUUAAUUUUGAUAAACCAUGCACAAAUUUGCCAAAAAAGUGAUUUGCUUCAUGUGUAGGUAUGAUUUGGCUUGCCACAGGUGUGAAACUUGGAGAACUGUGACUGGUAAUUAUUCAUCUUUUUCAAACCAAACUGAUAUUUCCUGUAUUGAAAGCCGUGUUUGUUUGAGAUUUCUAAAAGUUAGGAUUUGUAAGUUCUGAAAGUUAAGGUGGGUUCGUUUUGAGUUACAACGAAAUUGUCAAUCUUGAAAGUAUAUUAGCAAAAUUAUUGAAGAUGUCGCUGUGAUUUUAAAAUUAUAUUUUAACUUUUUAAAUUACUACAAACUGGCCCUCCAUGAAUACUUCCCUCAGCAUAUGGAAAAAUAUCAGAAGUACUAAGUAGUUUGAAAUCCAUGAAUUAUUUCCAUACUACAGAAGCCCUUUGGAGUAUGACUUUCUCAAUAUUAGUGAAAUUGUUCAAGGAAAGUUAAUAUACCAUUUUUUGAGUUGUUGGGAGAUGAUCACCUUCCCUGGCAUCAACCAGAAUAGUUAGCACAUUGCAUGGUGCAGCAGAUUAGUGUUGUGAACAUUAUGUGCUUAAUUAUUUAUUUAUUUAUUUAUUUAUUUAUUUAUUUAUUCUUAUCUCUGCCAACAAAGGAAGUUAUGUUUUGGCGAAGUUGGAUUGUCUGUUUGUUAGUGGUGAGAAAUUGCAAAAAAAUGAUUUCCAAGUUUUGAUGAAAUUUUUACAAUUGACAGUAAUUUAAGAUGAAAAAGAAGUGGACAAUUUCAACUUAAUUUGGGUCUGCUGAUUUUUUUUAAAUGGUCUUAAAUGCCUUUUUCCAUGUCCUUGGUAGAUUUCUGUGCUUGUAUAAAUUGGUUUAGUAGCUCUGCACUUAAGUUUAGAUAUUUUUAAUGCUAUUUUCCACAGUACAGCAGUACUAGGUGUUAAAGUAAAAGCUUGUUUGAUUACAUAUUUAUCUAACAAAGUUGUUAUAUGUAUAUAUUUGUACAUGUUAUAUCCUGCUAGGCAAUUAAAUUGCACCAGUUGGUAUUUUUAAGUGGAGAUGACUGUAAUAAAAGGGUACCUAUUUUAGUCCUAUGGUUUUGCUCCUUUUCAGAAACCUUACAGAUUUUCUUAUACCAUUCAUGAGACCAUUCUUAAACAAACCAACAGGUAUCUUCUGUCAAUAAUUAUGAUUUUAUUCAUUGUGUUGAUUGUUAGGUAGGGAUUAGGUUUAAAGCUUAUCUGAACCUUGGCCUUCUGUGAAGGUCAUCUCAAAGGUCACCUCUUGAUUCUUAUUGUGUGCCAUAGCAUUAAGUGCAUAUGCUGAGUGUUAUAUUUUCAAGUAGGAGACGUGUAAUUUUGUAUCAGAACAAACUGAAUGAUAAAUGUCUUAAUGUUAUUGUUAUUUA